Perkinsus marinus ATCC 50983 is the source of this 217-nucleotide messenger RNA. RefSeq lists its product as hypothetical. The annotation marks the transcript as partial. NCBI's taxonomy places the organism in Eukaryota, Perkinsozoa, Perkinsida, Perkinsidae. The record is from RefSeq and is a predicted model, not a curated record. The transcript has a single exon.
CAACCUGGUUAGUAAGAAGGUUCAUGACUCCAACCUCAUCAAGGCUUUGGCCGGUAUCUGUGACGACGGCAUAGCCUACAGGCGGGAUGGGUCUAGAUGGCGUGCUCUCGGGUUCAAAUCCCACCACGUCCCCACGACGCCCUCUAGAACUCACCACAAAAAUGAACUUGUUUCCCCCGACACCCCAAUCAGAGAAACCAGGGAAGGAUUUAACUAG